Molecule: messenger RNA, 2709 nt
Organism: Meleagris gallopavo (turkey)
Lineage: Eukaryota; Metazoa; Chordata; Aves; Galliformes; Phasianidae
Source: RefSeq, a predicted model, not a curated record
CUUGAGCCUGUUGCCGUAGAGCAUCUGUUUUUCAGAUGUGCUUCUUGUUUGGAAGUAGAUUUUUCAUUUCAGAAUGGCAAAGUGGUGCACAGAGCUUAUUUGGAACAGGCUGAGAGUAACUUAGAACUGAAGACAUUGCACUGGGGAAGCUGUGUGCAGAAGCUUCAGCUGUGUGUGGGAGUGGAAGUGCAGACAGAUUAUGUUCCACUGCUGAAUUCCCUUGCCAUGUACGGCUGGCAGCUGACGUGCGUCCUUCCUACUCCGAUUGUGAAGACAAACAGGGAAGGGAAUUUAUCUACAAAGCAAAUUGUAUUUCUUCAGAGACCUUCUUUGCCCCAGAAAGCAAAGAAAAAAGAAUCUAAGUUUCACUGGAGGUUCUCCAAAGAAGACAUGCACAACAAACCAAUGAAGAAAUCGAGGAAGACUAAAUUAGGUUCUGGGGAGAAGCAGACGGCAGAGAAGCAGGAAUUUGAAGUCACGGAGAACACGAGAAACUUAGCAGCACAGCUGUCGGCCACAUCAGGGCCUGGCCCUGAGCAGCAGCUGGAUGGCGUCAUAGACUUGGGGGAUGAAACGGCUGGGGCUGACAGCAGAGGCACCCUCCAUGACGUGGAGUCAGAGGGCACGUGUCCUGCCAGUGCUGAGGCCGGUGACACCGGUGGCAGCAAGGCGCAGGCCUGUCCCAACCAGAGCACACCCGACUGCUGCGAGGAGGAGGAGGCAGCGGGGCAGGACUGCACACCCGGGCCUGAUGGCUGCCAGGGGGUUGACGGUGCAGCAGCGGACGUGGAGCCUUCUUGUGAGUAAGGCCAACAGCUCAGGGGUUCUGUGAGUCGUUGGUAUUAGCGAAGAGAAAAGAACAGAUCUCGCUCAUCAUCUUCACUAACUCCAUUGCUCAGUUCAGUAUUUCUUUGGUAUUGCACUUACUUUGCUCCUUAGCAUGCCAGUAUCUUGAUGUUAUAGGUAAGUACAGGGCCUGGGCUUUCUAAUGGCAAAAUUCCGUUCACUUUGCAGAGUAGGAAAGGCCAUCUUCUAGAGGUACAAUUGAAAUUAAAAAUAGGGACAGAAAACAGGCUUGGGCUUUUCUGUGACUGACAUGGCUCAAUAGUUUUAUAUCUAGUGCGGGGCAAACAUUCCACUUGGUCAGAAUUUACUGUCAUGUUUUCUUGUCCACGUAUCUUUGCUGGAGAAGUUCUCGUGCCAUAUGCUAGUUUGUCAUGAAGCUUGUAGUGUCAUGAAAACGGUUUUUGAGCUUAAACAGGCCAAAAUCUGAAAGCUUAGGUAAGACGACCAUAUCUAUAUUUGUCUCCAACAGCAGAGUUACCAGUAACAUUUUCUCCUGAAUUUUAUUAACUCUUGCAGAUCUUCAAGCAAUAAGCAAAUCAUAAACCUGCUUUAGGCAUACUGACUAAACAAAACUCAUGAUAAAUUUCUGUAAGGCAGAUGAUCUCAAUAUAAAAUGACAUUUUCUAUUCUAUUAAGCUUAUGUUCUCUUUGCCAAUCGAUGGUUCACUGGGGUUUCAGAAGAUAGGGAAACAGGACAAAUUAAGGCAGGUAAGAUGUGCUUCUUUCAGUUGCUUUCUUCACUAAAAUUGGAAUUUGAUGUCACCAUCUGACCUUCUCAUGUCAUUUUGCACCACUUAAUCAUUGUUGUAAAAUAUUAUGUGGGGAAAAAACUAAUGCAAAUAGCAGGGUAGUGGCCUUCGCAUGUCACUGAAUGAUAUUACAGAGUACAAAUACCUUAAUAGGGAGCUUUUUAAAAGAAGUAGUGGUAUUUUGGGACUGAUAGCUCACAGAAUUCUGUUACGCUACCAACAUUUUUUGUUUGGGGGGAGCUACGUUAAAAUAUUUACAAGUGAAUGUACAUGUGUAAUAUAUUCUCCAAGAGCUUCCGUGUUUCUAAAAGGUAGGAAGUAGUUGUUUCUCUCUUCUUUACCACCUUGAUCCCUGUUUGGAAGUGGUCAAGCAAUCUGAUAGAAAGGUGAGCUCAGUAAGCCAUUUGUUAGCUUUGUCCCUCAACUAGUUUGUGCCCAAUAAUUUUCCUGUCUUUAAACCAAAAUGCUGUACGGUGAAAGAACUGUGUCCUGCAUCAGAUGGACACCUGGAGUGGUUAAAAGCAUCUUCUGUGCCUGAAAAUCACACAGCUUGCAGAUCACUGCAGAGAAAGGAAACUCAUACCAUUUGGAGAAUUCAUUUAUCGGGACAAUGGCACUCAAGUUGAAAUCGUUCCAUUUCUUGCACACAAGGCACGGGAGGAUUUUUUUUCGCUGACUGAAGAGUAUUCAUUUUGAAUUUGGUGGGUUAACCACAGGACUGUAAGUAACUGGUGGUAUUUUUUAAUUAUUUCACUCUGUUUCUCCAUAUUAGGCUAAAGUUCCAGUAACCUCAAAAAUGUGUUAUUUCAGUUGUUCCACAUACAGACAAGGUCUCUGCUCUGGACAGUUCUAAGUAGCUGUUUGCAACUUUUAUUAGCAUAAGAUAUUUCUACUGAUGGUUUCUGUCUUAAGGACUAGCUUUAUAUUAAUCUUGUUUAAAAACAUACGGUAUUUAAUGAACAUUUUACUAGUAAAAAUGUUGCAAUAGAUUGAACUUGCCAAAUACUUUUGAAUAGAAAAUGUUUAUCGGAUUGCAAUUUGACUUUGUUUGCAUCCCAACUGCUUACAAAACAAGAGAAAUAAAGUUCAUGAGGAGGUUUCCUAUUUGUGGUAA